CGUUUUCCUCUGCCCCCUCCACCCCUCCACCCCUCCCCCCUCUCCUGUUCCUGUUCCUGCUCCUCUCCCUUCGUUAGCAUGCUCCUCCUGCUCCUCCUGCUCCUCCUGCUCCUCCUGCUCCUCCUGCUCCUCCUGCUCCUAUGCUUCGUCCUUCUCGAGCCCUGCUUCUUCGCUCCAACGCCAUGCUUCAUCCUUAUCUCCCAACUCCUCCUGAUCUCAGUGCUUCAAGCCGAUUCUUACCAUCGCCCAUCAUCAACUAUCGUUUCUCAUCUUCUUCUCUUCAACUCUGUUCUUCCGCAUAUUUCAUUCCCAACGCGUCGAUCGGCUCCCCAUGCCAUUUCCACAUCUACGUACUCUUGUCCUUCUGGAAAGCACACCGAUACAUUCUAAACUUAUACUCAUCUUUCUUGGCCUCAAAUUUCCACCUUUGCUGCCUGCUCUUGUGCUCCCAGACUCUAGUCUUUCAGCUGUACGCCAGCUUCCAUAUCCUCGUUCCCUCUCGCUGCGCCAUGUCAGACUCUUCUUUCAUCUAUUCGUUCUGUGGCAUUGGUUGACGAGAUGGAAUACCUAAAGAAAUGAGCUCAAGGGUUUGAAAACAAACAGAACUUCAUAAGCUUGCGCGUUGGGGAGAUGGAUUCCAAUGAGGAUCCAAAGAAUCUCACAAACAGCAAUGUACUUGCCGUGGGUAGCAAGCGGCAGCGCGUUCAGGUGCAGAGACUUCGAUUCAGCGAGCUGGCUUUGAAGAACAAUCAGAAUUUGACACCGGUGAA
Guillardia theta CCMP2712 is the source of this 770-nucleotide messenger RNA. RefSeq lists its product as hypothetical. NCBI's taxonomy places the organism in Eukaryota, Cryptophyceae, Pyrenomonadales, Geminigeraceae. The transcript is spliced from 3 exons. Bases 79 to 390 code for a protein of 103 amino acids. The record is from RefSeq and is a predicted model, not a curated record.